UGUCUGCCUGCUGCUGUUGUAUACGUGUAUGUAAAUCAAUUCGAAGUAUUCGUCGAUGAAAAGUUUUAGGUUAACUCGGCGAGUUAAAGUUGGCAGCAAUGCUAGCUAGCCGGUUCGAGAGUAGAGCCACCUGGCGACGGCUAGGGGUAAUCGAGGCUUCUUUCUUACCCCCACCAUACUCGACAGCUGCGUCAGGCGUGGUCGUCCGGCAGUCGCAGUGAGAUCCUAGUCGGAUGAAGGACUCUCGUACCGGUGUUCUCUUAGGGCGGAGUUUUUUUCCUUUCCUCGUGUAUCGUAUUCAAGUACUACUUACGUGCGUGGAUAAAAGAAAAGGACACUAUAUAUAUAUAUGUAUAUAUAUACAUAUAUAAUUACACUCCUUUGAUAAUAGAAACAGAAAACGCAACAUUGAUGACGAACGAUGAGCGAAAAAGUGAGAGUGAUGAUCUUAACCACGUUCGGCCGGCAACUCGGCUAUUGUGUGAAACAACAACGGCGACAAUACGAUCGUUCGUGAAGCUUAGCAAAGCUUUUUGAAGAGAAGGCAUAAGAGAGAGAGAGAGAGUAAGAGAGAGAUAGAGAUAAAGAUUGUGAGAGAAAGAAAAAGAGAGAGAGAGAGAGAGAGUGAGGGUGGUGUAGGAACGACGCGCGGCAGGAAUCCCCCCCCAUAAAGUCAGGCGUGCAUCUUCUUCCUUGAAAGAAUAAUCUUUCUUUAGGAAUUUUACUUGAUCCCAACGAAUCUUUUUAAUCUUUCCCUCGACGAGAAAGACAAUAUAUAUACACACACACACACAAAUUUAUAUACAUAAUUUACGUAAAUAUAUAAAAGUAAGGGACAUUUUGUGUGUUGUGUUGGUGUAAAGUAUUCGACGCUCCUACUCUGUCUUAUGUAUAUAUAUAUAUAAAUAUAUAUAUAUAUAUAUUUUUUUCUCCAACGUUCGACGGUCGAUCGUCUUCUUGUCUCUUUUCUAUCUAUCUAUCUAUCUCUCUCUGUGGUUGAUAUAUAUAUAUAUAUAUAUAUAUAUAUAAUAUAUAAUAUAUAUAUACGUACGUACAUAUAUAUUUCUUCUCUCUCGCUCUCCGUCUUUCUCUUCUCGCACACGACGGACUUUCGUCUUUCUGUGUGCGUGCAUACGCGCGCCCUUACGCAUCGGACCUCAACAUCGUUAGCGGAAAAUCGUCGUGGGAGAAAGAAAAGAAGGGACGAAAGGAGAGUAGAAGAAAGGAGGAGAAGAAGUGUACAAGUGGGGGAGGUGUUGUUCACAGUGAAGUAGAAGUAGAAGAAGAACGAACAGGACGAAGAAGAAGAAAAAAAAGAAGCAGAAGCAGAAGAAGAAGAAGAAGAAAAAGAAAAUAAAUAAAAGGAAAUAAAGAAAAAGAAAGAUGUCGACGGAAAAUCAACAAAACGGUUCAGCUGGUCCGACGCAAAGCAACGGUCUUAAAUCUGCAACCAUCAACGUGACCGGUAAUACCAGGACGAUACCGAACAACUCGUCGUUCCUUUAUAGCAGUAAUUCGAUGUUGAAUCGAGAUAAGCCACGGCAAGUACCGCCUCCGACUUUACCGAAAUACACGUCGAGUUUCAACGCGGGAUCGAACGGCAGUGGCGCCGCCGAGAGACUGAGCAGAGACAGAGAGGCUGGGGGUAGUUACAGGCUGGCAAGCCUCGAAAGACUCGCCCUCAGGCAGAGGAUACUCGAUGGAGAAAAAGCCAACGGUGAUGCCACAUCGUUCAACGGGUCAAUGGAGCAGUCAGAUAUACGCUCAUAUAAUACAAACUCUAAAAGCGACGAGACACGUCCUCGUCGUUCAACGGGCUCUUCUCGUCCUUGGCAUAUAUCUUAUUGGUCUCGAGCUUUUCGAAGGUUCCCAAGGAUUCAGAUACAGGCGAAGCGCGAGCUGUUCUUCAAAGGCGACAGCACGGGUAUAAUCUCAUCGCCUUCGGUGCCGUCAGUUCCACCACCUCAACCACCAGGCCAGGCGUCAUCAUCAUCAUCUUUGACGACUACGAGUGGCAAUACAACGACUAGCAUCAGUACGACGACAACUAACAACAGCAGUGGCACAACGAAUCUUGUUAAUUCAACUAGUACGAACGUCAACAGUAGCAAUAACAAUAAUAACAACAAUAACAACAGCAGUACAGCGGUCCAAUCGACAUCUUCCAUAUCCUCCUCAUCCUCGUCUUCUUUGAGCACGACGGCAAGCAUUUACACUGGUGGUGUUAACGCAAGUCAUGCGAGUCAUGCGACGAGCUCUUCUAUACCGCCAACGGCGAAGAUGCGUUUGCCUCUCUCAUCCUCCUCGACCUCCACCUCCACAUCGUCGUCGUCGUCCACGACAACCUCAGGCAACAAUCCCAAUCAUACCUCGGCAUCAGCCCUGAUACUCAAUCAGAACAAUGAUCCUUCCGAGGAUAGCAACAAAAGAGAAUCGGCAAGGAGCAACAACGAUUCUAAGGAUUCAUCAUCUAACGCCAUACAUCAUCGGCCGCUUCAACCGUUAACAAAGUCUAAGGAACUUGAUGGUUACGUUGGCUUCGCCAAUUUACCUAACCAGGUCUAUAGGAAGGCCGUUAAGAAGGGAUUUGACUUUACCAUUAUGGUUGUUGGUCGAUCCGGACUAGGAAAAUCAACUUUUAUAAACUCCAUGUUUUUGGCCGACAUAUACAGCGCAGAAUAUCCAGGACCUAGCCUCAGGGUAAAGAAAACAGUAGCUGUGGAAACGACCAAAGUGUUGCUGAAAGAAAAUGGGGUAAAUCUUACAUUGACAGUGGUCGAUACGCCUGGAUUUGGCGAUGCGAUCGACAAUAGUAAUUGUUGGGUUCCAGUUAUAGAAUACAUUGAGUCGAAAUACGAGGAGUUCCUGAAUGCCGAGUCUCGCGUAACGAGACGGCAAAUACCCGACAGUCGAGUACACUGUUGUCUUUAUUUCAUCGCGCCCUCGGGUCACGACCUGACGCCGCUCGAUGUUGAGUUCAUGCAGCGCCUUCACGACAAAGUCAAUAUAAUACCUGUUAUUGCGAAGGCCGAUACGAUGACUCCUGACGAGCGUGCUUAUUUUAAAAAAAAAAUAUUAAAUGAAAUUGCGCAACACAAAAUCAAAAUCUAUGAAUUCCCAGAAGAGGAAUACGAAGAGGAUAGUAAGUUCGAUAAAGUUUUAAGGGAUAGAGUCCCAUUUGCUGUUGUUGGGGCGAAUACUGUAGUCGAACACGAUGGAAAGAAAGUACGUGGAAGAAAUUAUCCAUGGGGUAUUGCUGAAGUUGAGAAUCUAGACCAUUGCGACUUCAUAGCUCUACGAGAUAUGAUUAUUCGAACGCAUCUGCAAGAUUUACAAGAUGUUACGAAUAAUAUACAUUAUGAGAACUUCCGGUGUCGGACUUUGGCCGGUCUUGGUGUAGAUGGAAAACCGACUAAAAUUUCCAAUAAUUUGUGCCCACCAGGAGUGAUGAACAGUUUCAUGACAGUGUGGAAUCCUUUGGCUCAAUUGGAGGAAGAGAAAAGAGAACACGAUAAUAAAAUGAAGAAGAUGGAAAUUGAAAUGGAACAAGUAUUCGAAAUGAAAGUUCGUGAAAAGAAACAGAAACUUAAAGAUUCAGAGGCUGAUUUACAGAAACGGCAUGAACAAAUGCGGCGCUCUUUAGAACAACAAGUUCGCGAAUUAGAAGAGAAAAGACGUGCAUUUGAAGCAGAAAAAUUAGCAUGGGAACAACAGACCGGUCACAGUAUUGAAGAAUUACGUAGGCGCAGUUUAGAAGCCAACUCAAAAGAGACGGGAUCGGUGUCGUCCGAGGGAUCUGGAGGUGGAGGGGGUACGUUGAGGGGUUCCCGAGGGAUAGGAAGUCUUCUUCGCCGUCAUACCAGUUUCAAAUCACCUCAAGAGAGCCCCACACAGAUACAGCUUGUCAUACAGCAUCCUGAUUAAACAAAAAAAAAGACAAAAGAAAUAACACAAAAAAAAUAUAUCAAUUAGUCAGAUAUCCAUCCCUAAUGAUGCGAAUGAACUAAGUUAAAUUAAAUCAAAUUAUGAAUAUCUUUUAUGUCAUUCAUUUUAGUUUUACAUACCUGACACGUAUCAUUUAACACAUUCACUAUGACAAAGUUGAAUAUAUAUAUUUAACUGAGAGACACAAUUAUAUCAAACACAAUUUAAGAGUCAGAUGUAUGUGCCAGAUUAUAUCUUAUAUCAUUUUAUUUUAUUUUUUUUUUUUUUUUUUUUUGUACCAUUUCAUAUGUUAACAUAAAAUUAUAUAUCACAAACUCUUUUUUCGUUUGAAAUAAUAGUUAGAAUUGCCUUAAAAUGAAUAUUGUUAUAAAAAUUUUAUUAACUCAACUACUAUUCAAUUAACAUAACUUACUGAGAAAUAGACUGAUAAAUAACUGAACGUUAUUUAGUGCUCAUUUUAGUUUUAGUUGCAAGAGAGGACAUAGCUGCAUAAUCUCAUUGUACUGCGUUAAAUGUUACAUGGUUGCUAUAUAUCAUGCAUACAUAUAAAAAUGUUAUUCUCACAUUGCAAAAGAAGUUAUCGUCGUGUUUGAAAAAGAUUAUUAUACGAAGAAAAUUUCAUUGAUAACACUUAAAUUAAUUUAAUUGUAUGAAUUAUCAUAUUUAGAUGUAAGAAUAUAACUGUGUAUUUUUGGCACAAUAUUUGAUAUCCAAGAAAUGUAUAAGAGAGCUUUGUACUUCCAGUUUCUACUUAAUAUCCAUUUUCUACUUAAAAACAAGAAAAAAAAAAAAGAAGAAACAGACACAUUUUUUGUUCGUAGAUAAUUAAUUUUUCAUAUAAUUCAUAAAAUAACAAAGAGUUGUAAACUCUGAGCAAGCUGUCCUUUCGUGCAUCAGGAAGUAUUUUUUCAUUGGAUAUUACUUCAAAAUUUUUUUUAAAUGCUUAUUAUAUUGUAAAGCAAUUUUUUAUUGUCUGAGAGACAGCUUGGCAGAGGUGAAUACACACUACAAAUAAUUAAUCAAAAAAUGAUAAAAUACAUUGUUAAUUUCAUCGUUAAAACUUGUUUCGCAAAUAAAAAGUAAUGCUUUCUUAA
Vespa velutina is the source of this 5039-nucleotide messenger RNA. It is a transcript of the gene pnut, whose product is annotated as septin-7-like. Gene Ontology annotation, cellular component: cell division site; septin ring; septin complex. Gene Ontology annotation, molecular function: molecular adaptor activity; GTPase activity; GTP binding. The record is from RefSeq and is a predicted model, not a curated record. The coding region runs from base 1384 to 3924 and encodes 846 amino acids. Lineage: Eukaryota; Metazoa; Arthropoda; Insecta; Hymenoptera; Vespidae. The transcript is spliced from 13 exons. Gene Ontology annotation, biological process: cytoskeleton-dependent cytokinesis; cilium assembly.